Beta vulgaris subsp. vulgaris (sugar beet) is the source of this 1171-nucleotide messenger RNA. Its product is annotated as CLIP-associated protein-like. The coding region runs from base 21 to 728 and encodes 235 amino acids. The transcript has 2 exons. Lineage: Eukaryota; Viridiplantae; Streptophyta; Magnoliopsida; Caryophyllales; Amaranthaceae. The record is from RefSeq and is a predicted model, not a curated record.
GAACUUCUGCUAUCGUUGCAAUGGAUAAGACUGCAACUUUACCCUCAAGAGCAUCCGUUUCAUCAGGGAUGCUUCUAUCAAAAUCUCUUGAUAAAGGCUCUGACCGUAGUUUGGAAAGUGUACUUAAUUCCAGUAAAGAGAAAGUUUCAGCAAUUGAAAGCUUGCUUAGAGGUCUAGAUUUGUCUUCAAAACAUAAUUCUUCGACUGCUCGAUCAUCUAGCCUUGAUCUAGGAGUUGACCCUCCAUCCUCUCGUGAUCCUCCAUUUCCUCUCGCUGUUCCUGCUUCAAAUCAAGUCACAAGUUUAUCAUUGGACUCAAAAUUGUCGUCGGUCAGAGAAAGUAACAACCGCAAUGGUGGCCUAGUUAUGUCUGACUUGUACUCUCAUAUACAUGCUUCAAAAGAUGCUGGUAAAUCAUCAUAUCGCAGUGGUCUCAUGAAUGAGCCAUCAUCAACAUUGAUGUCGUACUCGGCUAAGAGAACUUCUGAAAGAGUACAAGAAAGAGGCUACAUGGAGGAGCAAAGUGAUUUCCGGGAUUCUAGGAGAUACAUGAACUCACACAUGGACCGGCAAUAUACCGAGACUCCCUAUAGAGAAGCAACUUAUAGAGAUUCUAGUUAUGUCCCAAAUUUUCAGAGACCACUAUCAAGAAAGAAUGUCACAGGCAGAAGUACAUCUUCGAGCAGGGGAGACGCCAAGUUAUGUGGAAGGUCCCGCUUCUCUUCAUGAGGCUCUAGGUGAGGGACUUAGUCCAAGUUCUGACUGGUGUGCUAGAGUUGCUGCUUUCAACUAUAUAAGGUCUCUGCUUCAGCAGGGCCCUAGUGGUAUUCAAGACAUUGUUCAGAGUUUUAAAAGGUGAUGAAACUCUUUUUUAAGCAUUUGGAUGAUCCCCAUCAUAAGGUCGCACAGGCAGCUCUUUUAACACUAGCAGAGAUAAUUCCCUCUUGUCGAAAGCCUUUUGAAAGUUACAUGGAAAGGAUCUUGCCACAUGUUUUCUCCAGGUUAAUUGAUCCAAAAGAGGUAGUUCGGCAGCCUUGUACGACAACAUUGGAUAUUGUGGGUAAAACUUAUGGGGUAGAUUCUUUGUUGCCGGCCUUACUUCGUUCACUGGAUGAACAGCGAUCACCUAAAGCAAAAUUGGCUGUAAUUGAAUCGCAAUUGGUUCGUUUUAA